Apodemus sylvaticus (European woodmouse) is the source of this 1780-nucleotide messenger RNA. RefSeq names its product multiple coagulation factor deficiency 2, ER cargo receptor complex subunit (gene Mcfd2). The transcript has 4 exons. Bases 108 to 545 code for a protein of 145 amino acids. The record is from RefSeq and is a predicted model, not a curated record. Lineage: Eukaryota; Metazoa; Chordata; Mammalia; Rodentia; Muridae. Gene Ontology annotation, molecular function: calcium ion binding.
GGGGCGGGUCCGGCGCGCAGAGAAAAGCGUCCGGUGGACGGCAGCUGGCGAGGUUCACACUGGAGUGCUUCGCGACUGUGUCGGGGAUUAUCAGGGUACCCGGAAGCAUGGUGUCCCUGCAGCUGCUCAGAGCGCCCCUCCUGUGUGUCCUGCUCUGGGCCCUUUGUUCUCCAGGUGCCAGGGCCCAGGAGCCUGGGGCUGGUGUCCAUCAUGGCAGCGUGGGCCUGGACAAGAGCACAGUGCACGACCAAGAGCAUAUCAUGGAACAUCUGGAAGGCGUCAUCAACCAGCCAGAGAGGGAGAUGUCCCCACAGGAGCUGCAGCUCCAUUAUUUCAAAAUGCAUGAUUACGAUGGCAACAGUUUGCUUGACGGCUUGGAGCUCUCAACAGCCAUCACUCACGUGCACAAGGAGGAGGGGAGUGAGCAGGCCCCAGCCAUGAGCGAGGAUGAGCUCAUCAGCAUCAUAGAUGGCGUCCUGAAGGACGACGACAAGAACAACGACGGCUACAUCGACUACGCCGAGUUCGCCAAGUCGCUGCAGUAGGCGGCCGGCUCUUUCCUUGAUGCACAUGUGACCCCUGCUAAUGUGAUGGACGUGUCUGGUGAUUCGAAACAAUUGUCUACUGCUUGGCACUUUGGUAAGAGCCUGUGGCAGUCUGUUAGACUGGGCUGAGGAAGAAGCCACAAGGAAUAGGGAGAGAAGUGGGGCAGGCCUCAGUCCUACGUGUGUCUAACCCUGCUGGGCAAGAGCUGGAUGGGGGUCUUGAGCAGGGCGGUGGGGUGUUCCCAGGCUCUCAGGACCUGACUGUAGAAUGCCACUCUCAUUUCUUGAUGUUACUUCAUGCUACCUGAAAAGUAAACACAGUCUCUUUGCCAAGUGGACACACUUGAGGAACAGUGGCGGGAGAGCGGGAAGGCCACGCUUUCCCUGCUGGGUCCUGUCUCUAGGCAGAUGCGGUCAGUAUUCCGUUUCCCGGCCACACAGCAUCAUAUAUUAAAGCCACAGCAGAGGAAGAAUGUCACCCACUCAGUCCAACCAGAUGCAGAGUCUAAGGUUCCUUACCCACUGGCAUUUUGGAAAUGAAGCACCACUGGCCUGAAUAAGUAGCCUUUUCCAGAUCUUCAGUAUCUUAAACAACUACUGCCACACCCUGUGUUCUGUCAUUUCAACGUGAGAGAAGCCUUGAGUUGGGGCGCUUUCUCUAAUCACUACCACGUUUGCGCUUUCCUGAUCCCUGUACCUUACCCUUGCUCCCAGGGCUCCCUUCAUGGCCUAUGAACUGUUAACUUGGUAUCUCAGGCUAAGCUCUCAGCUGGUCUAGCCUGGUGAGACCCAAAAAGAUCACUCAGAGAAGUGGCUAACCUCAUCUAAGGUUUGAAGGAAUGUUUGUAAAAUUACCUCUUCGAGCCUGAAUACAAGACUUCUUUUAAUUUCAGGGAAGAUCAGAAAAGGAAGCCUAAAGCCCUUUAGCUUUGUGACCCUCAGUAGCAGCUGAAAGAGAAGCAGCCACAGGUUGUACUUGCUGUGUGAGGUGUCAUAGACAUACUGUAAAAGAAUCCAGAAUGACGGCAGGAUCAGAAAAGAAACCGAAUCAAAUCUGCUCUAAGAUGAAUAGAGACUUAUUUUCUUUAUUAAAGUAUUCUUGUAAGACAGUUUUCUGUGUCAAGUAUUUGUGCAAUCAGAGCUGACGUGUAAGCUAUUCUUGUAAUAUCUCAUUAUUUUGAAAGAUUUAUAUGAUGAACUCUGGCUAUCUCACAAUAAAACAGAUGAAAAAGUAA